GGCAGAGUCCGUGAACGGAGUCAGUCAAUGUGGGACGGAGUUUUGCCUGUUUGUUAGUGGAGAAGGAGGGGAGAGCGAGUCGUUGACUUGACACAGGGCUUGCUUGAAAAUUACUUUCGGAAAGCAAGAAAGCCAAGAAUGGCGUCGGGCGAGACACUGUACAUCGAGGCCGACGGCUCGGAGAUGCCGGCCGAGAUCGUCGAGCUGCACGAAAUCGAAGUUGAGACUAUCGAGACCACAGUGGUCGGCGGAGACGACGACGAGCACCAGCCCAUGAUCGCCCUGCAGCCGCUGGUCACGGACGACCCGAACCACGUUAACCACCAGGAGGUGAUUUUAGUGCAAACUCGUGAAGAGGUGGUGGGCUGCGAUGACUCGGACCUCCAUGCAGACGACAGUUUCGAGGACCAGAUCCUCAUUCCCGUGCCCGUUCCGGUGGCAGAGGAGGAAUAUAUCGAGCAGACUUUAGUGACCGUGUCUGGCAAGAAUCCGUCUGGUAGGAUGAAGAAAGGAGGAGGCAGCGGGAAAAGAGUGGUCAAAAAGAGCUUCCUAAACUCCGCUGAAGCGAGCGGACGCAAAUGGGAGCAGAAACAAGUGCAGAUCAAAACACUGGAGGGGGAGUUUUCCGUCACUAUGUGGGCAUCGGAUGAUAAGAAAGAUGUUGAUCAUGAGACAGUGGUGGAGGAGCAGAUCAUUGGAGAAAACUCUCCUCCAGAUUAUUCAGAAUACAUGACAGGCAAGAAACUGCCACCUGGUGGCAUACCCGGCAUUGACCUGUCAGACCCCAAACAGCUGGCAGAGUUUGCCAGAAUGAAGCCUAGGAAAAUAAAAGAAGAUGAUUCUCCAAGGACGAUAGCUUGCCCACACAAAGGUUGCACAAAAAUGUUUCGGGAUAACUCCGCUAUGAGAAAGCACUUGCACACCCACGGGCCGCGGGUUCACGUCUGCGCUGAAUGUGGGAAGGCGUUUGUGGAAAGUUCCAAGCUAAAACGGCAUCAGUUGGUUCAUACUGGUGAAAAACCUUUCCAGUGCACAUUUGAGGGAUGUGGAAAGCGCUUCUCAUUGGACUUUAACUUGCGCACACAUGUGCGGAUUCACACUGGAGACAGACCGUACGUUUGCCCAUUCGAUGGCUGUAACAAGAAAUUUGCUCAGUCCACCAACCUGAAGUCUCACAUUUUGACACACGCGAAAGCUAAGAACAAUCAGUGAGAUCCCUCGCUGAAGAAAGCUCCAAAAGACUCUGGUCUGACAACAGCUUCCUGCUCCAAAACCCUCUUUGUAUGUCGUUUCUAGAACCGUUCUUUUCUAAGAGAAUCUCAGCACACAUUUUGAUGGGAAUUGAAAUGUGAACGAGGAACUGACACCAAACUUACCCCGUCAAGCAUCUCGUGGUAUAGACCUGAAUUAAAUAACUUCCCGGUUAUGAGAGUUUCUUCUUUUGAAGAUGUGAUUGUUUUCGUGGACCUUCAUUCACUUAACAAGACGCUCAUUAUCCUGAGCCCAAAGAAGCUAAAUUGUCCAUCCGUGUGUCUGUUUCUGUCAGUUUGCAAAGACUGCUUUUUAGAUGUCUUCAAAGUGUGCAUAUUGUACACUUUUUAGAGCAUAGAGCUGUCGUGUGUGUGUGUGCGCGCGUGUGUGGGUGUGUGUGUGUGAGAGAGUCGUCCCUGAGACUUAAAACCUGUGAAUGCUUUUCUUCAAGGAGAAUGAGAUGUCGUUCAGCUUUUCUUUUUCUUUUUCUUUUCAAUGUAAAUACUGCUUUUCUUUGUGAGAGGUAUCCUGCGCAGGUAUCUUGUUUUGUAUACCUGUCCUGUACAAAUGUUUUGAAAUCAUGUAGAUAGAGAUGUUGAUUAGAUUGUGUUUAACCAAUUAAACAGUUUUAUCCAGCUUCAGGAAGUACUGCUACAUACACAUGCCUUCUUUUGUAACACAUUAAUGAUCUUACUCAGUUUGUGGAAAGACACUCUUAUUUUGUUCUCCCCCUUCAAAUUCUCUAAUUUAUUUAAUGACAUGGAAUAAAGCUAAACUCCUCUGUGCAGUUGCUAAAAGCCUCA
This is a messenger RNA of Danio aesculapii, 2054 nucleotides long. It is a transcript of the gene yy1a, whose product is annotated as YY1 transcription factor a. The record is from RefSeq and is a predicted model, not a curated record. The transcript is spliced from 5 exons. Lineage: Eukaryota; Metazoa; Chordata; Actinopteri; Cypriniformes; Danionidae. Gene Ontology annotation, cellular component: transcription regulator complex; PcG protein complex. Gene Ontology annotation, biological process: regulation of transcription by RNA polymerase II. Bases 139 to 1212 code for a protein of 357 amino acids. Gene Ontology annotation, molecular function: DNA-binding transcription factor activity, RNA polymerase II-specific; RNA polymerase II cis-regulatory region sequence-specific DNA binding.